AUGACUUGUCUAUUAUCUUUGUCUAAUUUAUUACUAUUACAUAUUAUAUCAGAGAUAGAAGAUAAUGUAGAUAUAAUAUGUUUAUUGUUAACUUGUAAAAAGUUGUACAGUAGUAAAAAUAGUAGUUUAAAGAGAUUGAUUAGAUUUAAAGGAAUAGAAGUGAUAGAUACAGAUAAAACAGGGAUAUUACUGCAGUUUAUAGCAACAGUCAGCCGAUUCAACCUCAACUCAUUUAAAGAUAUAUUGGAUAAUAGUAUAUCAUAUCAACAUAUUGCACUGUUUGACCAACGUUGUUACAACGACUAUCCAAAAUGGAUACAUGAUCACAUCGGUGCAAUAAACAUAGUCGAUAAAAGUAACAUUACAACUGCUUUGGUGUAUUAUGACGAUAAUACCUCUAAAUCGAUAGAAUCACUCUACGAGAUAUCAUCAAUCGAGACAUUAUUCAUCAACUACUCAGAGUUAAGAACAAUGUAUCUGGGCUCUCAAGAUUUAUCACGGUUGCCUAAUCUUCAACGACUUGAAGUUUGUGGAUGGAGAGUGGAUAUGGAUCACCACUCAUCACUAAAGACACUUGUGAUUGACGUACAACAAGAUGAAAGAGAUGGAUUGGAUCAACUCAGCUAUGAGAUUGACAAGUUUGUAUCGCUGAAAGAGCUCACCUUUAAGAUGUUUUUGAAUAACGACUCUCUCAAUCUGCACCUCUUACCAAGUAGUCUGUCAUCACUCACUCUUAGACUAUCCUUUAUACCUGAACAUGACACAUUCAUUUCAUUGACGUCGCUUGUAAACUUUAACAUCUACAUUGAAAAUUUUCAAGAAGAUGAGGACGGACUAUUCAUCAAUCUAGAUGGUCUAACAUCCCUAGAGACAUUCAAGUUUGAAGAAAGAGAAAGUUUAACAUUAGGCUACAUUGUCAAGAUUAGUCUACCUCUUUCAAUCAAGAUCCUAACUCUUCGGUCCUCAUUCAUAAAAAUCUCAUCAGAGAGUGUGUUGCCAAUGUUGGAGAAAUUAUAUGCGUAUCAGAACCUAUUGAUUGAUGAUAAUAUCAGUCUAUCAUCAUCACCAUUGCUAAAGAAACUGGUUAUUGACUAUUGCGUUGAAACCAUUACAGCCAAUCUCAUCCCAACAACUAUUGAAAAGCUUAAAAUCUAUAAAGAAACUCAAGAUAAAGAUAUUCUUGGGCAAAUUGUAUUCCCACCAAAUCUCACUCAUUUAAGCAUCUUGGGAGAAGACUGUGAAUCUGUCCAACCGUUAUCAGAAUCACUCAUCAAACUAAAGCAAACGGUCAACAGCCAAUCUCCAGUCACUCUUCCUCAACAAUUAAAAAAACUUACCUUGUAUUUUAAUGAUCCCAAUUUGGUAUUCCCAUCAACCUCCAGCAACUAUCCACCUCAUCUUGAAACACUCAACCUUAUUGAUAUACAAGGUGACUUCAAAUUUAGUGUACCACCAAUCACCAAGUAUCUUUCAUUAUUGAUAUUACCUAACCACAACCUUGAACUAAAUCUGAAGAAAAACGUUCAACUUCCAAUCUAUUCAAUCACAUCCAAGAUACAAAAAACAAUCAUCGCUGACCAACAACAAUGGUUACCAUCCAAUACAACUCAUCUAACUUUGGACCUAUGUCUGAAAAAACUUGAUGACGACAGUAUGGUUGUUGCAUUUAGAUUAGAUGAAAUAAUCAAUCAUACCAAUGUUAGAUAUUUAUCAAUCACUAUUCACAAGACCACAUUUUUAUUACAAUUUUCAAUUCAAAGAUUGGAUGCAGAAAGUAGCAAUGUAUUGGUAUUGGAAAGACAGUCACUUACAGGGGGAAUAAUCACUCAAAGAAAAUCAAUCAACAAUCAACAACAACAAUAUGAUAUAAUUUAUUUAUAUUUUUCUUCAGAUUUGACAUUUAAAUUUAAUUGGAUGUUUAGAGAUCAUCAAGAAAACGAUCUCUAA
Messenger RNA from Cavenderia fasciculata, 1947 nucleotides. RefSeq lists its product as uncharacterized. The transcript has a single exon. Lineage: Eukaryota; Evosea; Eumycetozoa; Acytosteliales; Cavenderiaceae. Bases 1 to 1947 code for a protein of 648 amino acids. The record is from RefSeq and is a predicted model, not a curated record.